UAUUGGGUGCAAAAGUUCCAACGAGAUCCGCCGACACACGGAAUCAUUAACGCUCCAACGAUCACGAUUAACCACCGGUAUUUAUGGAGCGCGAGCCAUUCGGGGACAACCCACAGUCACUAACAGCCUUCUCCAUUCUCGCUCAUAAUACGCGGAGGGAGAGCAGAAGGGCUGUUGUCGGGAACGUGGGAGUGGUAGAGGAGGAAGCGAAGGAGCUAUUGGGAGGAAGGGCGGAAGAAGAGGAGCUGGAAAUGGUAGGCCAAGGAGGAAACGACGUCGAGGGGCGGUCGCCCUCUGAACGGAAGGUCCAUUGUGAUGAUGAUUUGGCUGUUCGAAUGCCGGAGACCGCACAUGAGAUUAGCAAUGAUUCAUGGUUUCAAGUUGGAUUUGUUCUCACAACUGGGAUUAACAGUGCCUAUGUGCUGGGAUAUUCUGGUGCUGUCAUGGUUCCGUUGGGUUGGAUAGGUGGUGUAAUUGGACUAGUUUUAGCAACACUGAUAUCUUUGUACGCAAAUGCACUAGUUGCCAAGCUUCAUGAAUAUGGAGGAAAAAGGCAUAUCAGAUACAGAGACCUUGCAGGAUUUAUUUACGGUAGGAGAGCUUAUUCACUUACUUGGAGCCUGCAGUAUGCGAACCUCUUUAUGAUCAACGUUGGAUAUAUUAUUUUAGCUGGAAAUGCUCUUAAGGCUGUCUAUGUUCUUUUCAGAGACGACCAUGAAAUGAAGCUUCCAUACUUUAUUAUUAUAGCUGGGAUUGCAUGCGGUCUCUUUGCUAUUGCCAUACCCCAUUUGUCAGCCCUGCGUAUUUGGCUGGCAUUUUCAACGAUCUUUAGUCUGGUGUACAUUGUUGUAGGAUUUGCUCUGGCUCUUAAAGAUGGCAUGAAAGCUCCUCCUAGAGAUUACAGCAUUCCAGGAACAAAAGUAAGCAGGAUUUUUACAACUAUUGGUGCAGCAGCCAAUCUUGUUUUUUCCUUCAAUACUGGAAUGCUUCCAGAAAUACAGGCAACAGUGAGACCACCAGUUGUGGGGAACAUGAUGAAAGCUCUGUAUUUCCAGUUCUCUGUUGGAGUUGUGCCAAUGUAUGCGAUUAUCUUUGCCGGAUACUGGGCUUAUGGAUCCAACACUUCAACCUACUUGCUGAACAAUGUUAACGGCCCUAUUUGGUUGAAGGCUGUGGCUAACUUUUCAGCUUUCUUGCAGACCAUCAUUGCUUUGCAUAUCUUUGCAAGUCCAAUGUACGAGUAUUUGGACACAAAGUAUAGAAUCAAAGGAAGUGCUCUAGCUAUACGCAACUUAUCUUUCAGAAUAUUAGUUAGAGGUGGUUACUUAGCGAUCACCACGUUCGUCUCAGCCUUGCUCCCGUUUUUAGGAGAUUUCAUGAGCCUAACGGGAGCUGUCAGCACGUUCCCUCUCACGUUCAUUCUUGCCAACCAUAUGUAUCUCGUGGCUAAGAAAAACAAGCUUUCUUCGCUGCAGAAGAGUUGGCAUUGGCUUAAUGUGUUUUUUUUCAGUUGCUUAUCUCUUGCAGCCUUAGUUGCUGCCAUCAGACUGAUCAUUGUGGACUCCAAAACUUACCACGUAUUUGCUGAUUUAUGAGUUUUUCUUCUUUGUGUAUUGAUAGGGAUCUGUGAAUCCUCCUGUUGUAUCUCCACGGAAGCAUCCAUCCGUAGCCUUUCAUUAAUCAAAAUGUUGGUUUUAUGGUUAUUUAUUUGGACCAACAAGUUUCAGAAGCA
Sesamum indicum (sesame) is the source of this 1732-nucleotide messenger RNA. Its product is annotated as proline transporter 3. The record is from RefSeq and is a predicted model, not a curated record. NCBI's taxonomy places the organism in Eukaryota, Viridiplantae, Streptophyta, Magnoliopsida, Lamiales, Pedaliaceae.